Messenger RNA from Ilyonectria robusta, 1854 nucleotides. RefSeq lists its product as uncharacterized. Gene Ontology annotation, molecular function: zinc ion binding; DNA-binding transcription factor activity, RNA polymerase II-specific. The transcript is spliced from 2 exons. Lineage: Eukaryota; Fungi; Ascomycota; Sordariomycetes; Hypocreales; Nectriaceae. Gene Ontology annotation, biological process: regulation of DNA-templated transcription. The record is from RefSeq and is a predicted model, not a curated record. Bases 1 to 1854 code for a protein of 617 amino acids.
AUGGCAAGCCGCAGUCGUGAAGCUCGCCAAAGCGCCAGCGCCGAUGGUCCGUUCCCCAAACCCCGUGGGGCUUGUGAGAAGUGCCGCGUCCGCAAGACCAAGUGCGACAACAGGCGUCCCAGCUGUGGGUUCUGCUUGAAGCGCCGCAUCGCCUGCGUAUACGCCGACGAUGAUGGGUCCGACAUCCUUCAGGCCAUCCACAGCCUGAGAAGCUUGGUCGAGAACCAACAGCCGCAACAGCAGCAGAAAUCGUGUGUUUCUUGUGGCGCCAGCUCGACGCCCGCGCAGACUACGAGUCCUUCGGUAUCAUGGACCCAGUCAGGUUCCCAGCAACAAGAGGAUCACCCGAGAGAGGCCAACAGCCCGCCACCGUACCCAGUCAUGCGACCCCAGGGCGUCGAAACUGUCCUCGACUGGCAGAUAUUUGCCCCGGACAGACCUUCGCUGUGCCUCUUUGCUCAGAGAAACCCCCCUGCCGACCGGAGCUACCCCAUGCCUGAUACGAGCUAUGCUCAGCUUGCGCGGCUGGAGUCCAAGUACAUCAAUGACAUUCACACCAAGAACCCAAUUCUAGACCUUGGCGAGCUACAUGGGAUGAUGGUGCAAGUUGCCGAGAACGGUCUGGACUGGUCGACACAAACCUGCUUGGUGACGUUGGUUUGUGCAAUCGCGGCCAUCACAGAGUCGUAUCCACGCCCAGUAAUGGGAUCAGAGGGGCAUCCGACACCUUCGCCCAGCCAACAAGCGGAUGAAGGCAGCGACGUGGAAUUGUCGAUGCAGUUUUGGAACCUUGCCAUGAAGCGCCUAGGAUAUGCAGCAAGCCAAAACAACGUCCAGGCCGUACAAUGCCUAUGUCUCGCAGGAAUCUGGUACAUGCAUCGAAUGCGGCCUCUUGAGGCUUGGAAGCAGUUCAGCCUCGCUGGAGCAGCCUGGCAUAGCCUCAGCUUGAUCGAGUUUCCUUCUGGCGAACUUGUCAACAACACGGGUGGGUCGUUGAAUGACUUUACUGUCAUGCAAGCUCUCUACUUUACCAUUUGGAAAUCUGAGUGCGAGUUGAGGCUGGAGUUGCCCUUGCCCAGUCCCCCCGUUCUCGACAACACAUAUUUUCCGCUGGCGUUUCCGCAACCUCCAAGUAUCAGCUCGCAGUCGUCGGAUCCCGAUGUGGCAGAAAGAGAGCGAGGCUGGUAUUAUUACCUCACCGAAAUUGCAGCACGACAUCUCAUCAACCGCGUGCUCCAGAUGAGCGCGGAGGUGCCUGAUAUUCCAACGGAGAGACAUGUUCGCCGCAUGAUUGCCCGGGCGGACAUGAUGGAGGCUCAAAUACACGACUGGUAUUCGUCGUUGCCGCCCAUGUUCUAUUUUGAUAUCCCAGAUGGCUGCGACACUGAGUUUGAUCCCGAUGCCAUGACCUUUGUUCUGCGCCACCGAUAUUUUACUCUUCGCGAACUCGUCUCGCGACCGUUCGUUAGGCUUUGCGUGGAUCAUCUGGUAGACGAGAUUGACAUUUUGCUUCGUGCUCGGGUCGCGUCGUUUGCGUCCCAGUGUACGCAAUUCUGCAUGCUUAAGCUCUCUCAAACGGUAGCCCAUCGCCACCAGGGGACUUGGUACAUGUUACGAAUCACCACAACCGCGUCCCUGGUUCUAUCGGCGGUUGAAAUGGCGCAAUCUAAAUUGGCAGACUCCCAAGCAUCUGGAGCUGCCGCUACCGUGCAGGGUGUGAUAAUCCCAGAGGGCUGGAGACGUAGGGUUCAACAGGCCGUGGAUGCCGUCCCCGGAUAUUUUGACGAGCCGGACGGGGGCGCUUCUAACCUGAAAAAGAUAAUCCAAGCGGUAUUGGGAACGAACGAUGGCUGA